This is a messenger RNA of Paramisgurnus dabryanus, 7517 nucleotides long. Its product is annotated as EVI5-like protein. NCBI's taxonomy places the organism in Eukaryota, Metazoa, Chordata, Actinopteri, Cypriniformes, Cobitidae. Gene Ontology annotation, biological process: regulation of GTPase activity. The record is from RefSeq and is a predicted model, not a curated record. Gene Ontology annotation, molecular function: small GTPase binding; GTPase activator activity.
CGGUGUUUUCUCGUGUAGGCGUCGACUCCUGCUCUCCUUGAGGAAACUCGCCCUGACGAGUCAUAUUUUCCUCUAAAUGGGCAGCCACAUCCAAACGUCAAUAUGAUGCCACAUUUAUUCCCCGGUUUACCGUAGAUGUUAGACGGCGUCGUUCAAGAAAGGAUUAACGUUUUUGUGACCCAUUAGCGUUAGCAUGACAACAUCUGUGAAUGCGCCGGAGCAGCUUCAGUAAUGAGACCGAAAUUCAGACCGACUCGGCCUUGAUACUCUCCGCCUCUUCAAGGAGGCCUGUUUAUGUCCACAGUGUGAGACCCCUGCAGCAUUUUGCCACUUCCUGCAUCCCUGCUUGGUUCUUCUUGGCCGGGUUCUGUGGUCAUGUCAAGCCCUAGCAGCAGUCCCGAGAGAGAGGGAGGGGUGGUAACUUCUGUCCAACUUGAGAAUCUCACAUCUCCUGCUGGGUUGGAAACCGACCCUGCAUUUGUCAGCAGUCCAGUGCUCAGUCCAGACUCCAGUUCCCAUGAUGCCGUGCUCUCCGCCCCGGCGGCCUCCCCAGCUGAUUCAGAGAACCUCAGUCCAGAUGAGCUUGAGCUUCUGGCUAAACUGGAGGAGCAGAACAGGCUGUUAGAGGCAGAUUCAAAGUCCAUGCGCUCCAUGAGUGGAUCUCGGAGGAAUAGUGGCUCCUCUCUCGUAUCAAGCUCAUCUGCAUCCUCCAACCUGUCCCAUCUGGAGGAGGACACCUGGAUCUUGUGGGGACGUAUCGUUAAUGAGUGGGACGAGUGGAGACGAAAGAAGGACAAACUCUUAAAGGAGCUUAUAAGGAAAGGCAUUCCUCAUCAUUUCCGAGCAAUUGUUUGGCAGCUCUUAUGUAAUGCCACUGACAUGCCAGUGAAAAAUCAGUAUUCUGAACUCUUGAAGAUGUCUUCUCCAUGCGAGAAACUCAUACGCAGAGACAUUGCCCGCACGUAUCCCGAACAUGACUUUUUUAAGGGCCAGGACAGUCUGGGACAGGAAGUUCUGUUUAAUGUCAUGAAGGCAUAUUCUCUUGUGGAUCGAGAGGUUGGAUAUUGCCAGGGCAGUGCCUUCAUUGUAGGGUUACUACUAAUGCAGAUGCCAGAGGAGGAGGCUUUCUGUGUGUUUGUUAAACUAAUGCAGGAAUACAGACUUAGGGAGCUGUUUAAGCCCAGCAUGGCUGAGCUGGGUCUGUGCAUCUACCAGUUCGAACACUUGCUACAGGAGCAGUUGCCAGAGUUGAACGUUCAUUUCCGAUCUCAGAGUUUCCACACAUCUAUGUAUGCUUCAUCCUGGUUCCUAACACUUUUCCUCACUUUCCUGCCCCUGCCGAUAGCUACACGUAUAUUUGACAUCUUUAUGUAUGAGGGUUUGGAGAUUAUAUUUCGAGUUGGAAUAGCGAUAUUACAGUACAACCAGACAGACCUCAUACAGUUAGAUAUGGAGGGAAUGUCACAGCACUUUCAGAAGGUGAUUCCCCACCAGUUCGACAGCUGCCUGGAUAAGCUUGUCUUACGGGCCUAUCAGGUCAAAUACAAUCCCAAGAGAAUGAAAAAAUUAGAAAAGGAGUACACCACCAUCAAGAACAAAGAGAUGGAGGAACAGAUUGAGAUUAAGAGACUGCGUACAGAAAACAGACUAUUGAAACAGAGGAUUGAAACGCUGGAGAAAGAGAGUGCUGCAUUAGCAGACAGGUUGAUUCAGGGUCAGGUGACACGAGCCCAGGAGGCAGAGGAGAACUAUGUUAUUAAGCGUGAACUGGCCGUGGUUCGGCAGCAGUGUUCUUCCACCAGCGAGAGUCUGGAGAAGGCACAGGACACCAUAAGAGAACUUCAGCAACACAAGUACACAGAGCAGUUUGUAAGUGGACUUCAGACUCAGUUGGAACAGUCUCGGCUGCAGGAGGCAGAACUACUCGGUGCUCUGAAAGAAAUGCAGGACAAAGUUCUCGACCUGGAGAAGAGGAACAACUCUCUGCCUGAUGAAAUUAAUGUAGCUCAGCUUCAGGAUGAGCUGAAACUUGUGAAACUGAGAGAGCAGGAGACUCUACGCUCCUUCAGAGAGAUGCAGGAGGCCGUUACUGACCUCAACCACUGCUGGCAGCAUCAUACAUCCCGUGCAGGAGGAGGUCAUUGGAAGGAGUCCCCUAAGAAGAAUGCAUUGAAUGAGCUACAGGAUAAACUAAUGGGCAUGAGGCUGCGAGAAGCUCAGACUCAAGCUGAACUUAAAGAGGUCAAACUUAAAAACCUACAGCUGGAAAGCCAGAACCAGAUCAACUGUAAAUUAGUAAGUAGACAUGAACAGGAGUGCGCCGCCCUGCAGGAGAGACUGCAGAAUUCUCUUUCUCACAGCAAAACACUACAAAGCCAAGUCAAUGAAAUGAAGAGAAAGCAGGCCGAGUCUGACUGCAAGAGCAAGGAAGAAGUGAUGGCCGUACGUCUAAGAGAAGCUGACAGUAUGGCAGCAGUGGCUGAACUCCGGCAGAAGAUAGCCGAGCUUGAAAUACAGAAAGAGGAAGGACUGAUCCAAGGCCAGCUGAACCACUCAGACUCUACGCAGUAUAUAACGCAACUCAGACAGCAGAUUGCUGAACUCAAGAACGAGAUCAGGCAGCUACGUGGACAGCCGUCCAAGUUCCAGAAUACCAGUGGUGGCGUUUAUCAGGACCUGUGUUUGGCCAGCCCGGCGUCUGCGGAAGGCGAUUAUCCCAGCUCAGACGAGGACCCACUUCACAGUCACCUGCCUGUGAGUGCCCUGUACACACACCACACGUCAUCUCACCUGGACAGCCAAGGCAGCACGGACAGCGAUGGUGAGGAGCGGAUCUCCCACCAAAAUCCCUGCCCAGACCCUCUGCCCAACCAGCAGCAGCUUUACCCGGGCAUGGUGUGUGCUGAAGGACUGGAAAAUUGAGAUUCAUUAAAAUGGUGGCCGGAAGAAGGAUGUAAACGUACAGAAACAGACAAGAACAGGCCGCACAGUGCACGCAUGCAUAGCGUGCGAGAGAGAAAGAGAGAGAGAUACAUUUACACGAACGCUGUCAGAGGUACGGCAGGAAACUGAUGCAUAGCGCCACACUCAUAGUACCCUCUCAUCUUUCUCUCUCUCUCUUACCUUUGGUUUUCCUUUAUCAGUAUCAUAUAUAUUCAGUAAUGCACGUGUAACAGGGUCUGAAAUUAACUGAUUCAUGUGUGCCAACCAUGUAGGUCGGAGGAAAAUUUACUAUUUAUUACUUAGCAAGAAUUUUUUUUAAAUAAAGGCCUAUUUAUUAUUUAGUUGCAAUGGGAUUUUAAUUUUUUUUAAUGGCUACUCUAAGCCACAUUUGUGAAGUAUUGUAGGCAACCUACAGUAGAUAAACUUCUGAUGGUACGUUUUUGGACUGAUGUAAAUCUACUUUUAUGUAGUAAACAAUUUCUAUGUCUUUACUAGUCUGACUGACCCUCGCUAAUGCAAGUAACACGUGCAAUUCAAAUUAUCUCUGGAUUUAUGAAAAACAUUUUUCAUGUCGGGCUUUUGUUAAUUUUGGACCCUGUUCAUUUACAUUGCAAACACAGAGGUUAAACUCUGUUUACUUCUCACAGUGCCAAUUAGUUUUUUUUACUUUGUUUUAUUCUUUACAAAGAACAUAUCUAAAAACAUUGUGGCCUUGAAACUACCUCUAAUUUAUCCACACACUCACUUAAAUCCUGUGAGAAGAUGAGUAACUUCGGGAAGCAGGAGAAAGCAGGAUGCACAGUUUCUGGUACCCCUAGUGUGUCAUUGCAACAUCCUAUCUCUGGAUCUGGAUUUUAAGACAUCGCUCUCUUUAUCUGUUGUGUCUUCAGAGGCAAACAACAGAUAUGGUGACAUUCUCAGCCUGGAUGGACGUUCUCCGUUUUGUUUUUUGUCUUGUUCUCAUGUGCACUUUUAAGUUUAUUUUUAAACGCAACAAACACUGCAAUCACUUUAAUGAGAGGUGAUGGCUGAAGGAAAGAAAAUGGAAGAGAUAAAGGAACGAUAUGAACAAACUCUUAUUAUAUUACGUAAUAGAGAUGUUAAUAGUUACAUACAUAGAUGAAUAUUACAAUAGCUCAUUCAUGUAUCUGUGUGUGUGUUUUAUACAAAACCAAGAUGAUCAACAUUUUGAAUGACAGAAAACUUGUCUCAACAUUGCCAAAUGUUAUUUUUAGUUAUUUAUGUUUGUUUCGUAUGAAAACUUCGAAUGAAUGAACUUCGGAGGCCAAAAUAUUUAUUUCAUUUUUUUUUCUUGUGCCAAUUCUGACAAAACAGCACAAAGCUGACGCUACAGGGUCUCCAGAGAAGAUUAGUUUUAAGAAGGGUAAAGAAAAGGAAACGACUGCUGCUAUGACAUAUCUAGUUAGUUAGUUAUUAUAAUUUUUUCAAAAGGUUCACAUGGAUAACCUUUCCCCUAUGUUGAGUAUCUAUAUGCUCGAAACAUUUAUUAAAUACUGUGAAUUAUUAUAAACAUGACCCUUAACAGUAAUGAGCUGCUUGUAUGCAUACAGGAUCUCUGCGAUAUGAAUUUUUAUUGCACGGGUCAGUUAUGCCUAAAUGUAUUAGGAAAGAUACUGUAUUUAUCCUGAUUGUUAACUGUUGACAUGCGAUUUGGGGUAAGAGCUGAUCCUGUACAAAAAAAAAUGCUGGGUUAUUUUCAACUCGGCGUUGGGUCAAAAGGGGACAAACCCAGCCGUUUUUUGGGCUGUACAGCAGAACUUUCUUAAAGGGAUAGUUCACCCAAAAAUGAAAAUUCUGUCAUCAUUUACUCACUCCUGUAUAAUUGUAUAUUUCCCAAGUAUAAAUGUCUUUGUUCUGAUGAAAGCAAAGGAAGACAUUUUGAGAAAGGUCUGUAACAAACGCCCCAUUCACUCCCAUACUAUUUUUUUAUCCUAAUAUGAAAGUGAAUGGGGCUCAUGAUCAUUUGGUUACAAACAUUUCUCCAAAUAUCUUCCUACGUCUUUAUUAGAACAAAGAAAUUUAGACAGGUUUGUAACAACAUGAGAGUAAGAAAAUUUUCAUUUUUUUAGAACAUUAUAACAAAAUGGCUGCCUGAAAGUUACAUUUUUAACAUUUCUGAAUUCUGUCUUGUUUUUUGGUAUCAUUAUUUCUAUUUAAAGAACAAAAGCUUUGGCUUGCUGGUGUAUUUGACUGAACAACAGCAGGUUUACAUACAUAUAACUACUAAACAGAGUUAAAUAAUAGUUACAUACACAAAGUAAUAGAGUUUGUAUACAAAUGUUUCAUAAUUGCUAGUUUAUUCUUCUUGAUCACGUCUGGACGUUUUAUUGUAAGAUUACAGGACCGUACCAGUACUGUCUUUAAAACCAUGUUUGCCCGACUACACAUGCGUGCGUCGUUGUCAUUGCUUUUUCCCACCACUGCCUCAUGUUGCAAAAGCUCAUCGAUCAUUGAAGUUAUGCGUUUACAUGAUUUCAAAACAUUGCUGACUCUUUCCUCAGAAAAGAGUUGUCGUCUUGAUUCCCACUGGUUAUUAAUAAGAACCAGUUAGAAGCUGUUCACAGUCACAGCUCAGACACUUUUAAAUGUUCAGAGUUUUAAAGAUAAACAUUUACGUGCUGAUUAUCAGAUAAAAAGCCCUUUUAUCAUGUUUAUUGGACAUAUCUGCGUUCGAGUGGUUGUAAAUGCUAGAAGUAGUCGGGGGUUACUGUGUUUUUUUACCGCAGUGCAGUCUUGACUCAGUACUGCAGUACCCAUUUCACUGAUUCUGAUCAUAUCACAUCUCUAAAAAAGUUUUUAACAGCUUGAGAAAACUUAACUGGAAAAUAAACGUGCCCAGUAAUUGGUUUAUUUAUACAUUUCAGGAUCAUUUCGGUUCAAACGAAAGCAUUUGUAGUUUCAGUAGGGCUGUACACUGAUUUAGGACGUGUUUCUGUUGCCCGGUCUGUAACUUUUUUUUUUUAAUCCACAAAACUAUUUCUCAGAGCUAUGUGAAAUACUUCACAACACGAAUUGGUAAAGGAAGUUGUUUUGCGUCUUUGAUUUUCGAGAAGGGCAACUUCUGUGGGUCUCAAUUGUCAAAGGUUUUUGUCUGCAGUGGUUAAAGAAGCACAGUUUUGAUCUUUGUUCCACUUCGAUGAAUCUGGAGGCAAGACACAUUGUUCUUCAAAUGCUCAAAACAAACACUAGUUUAGUAAAAUAUUGAAAAUUGUUCAAGCCUUGCACUUAAAAAUGAUAACCUUUUAGGCCAAGCUGUUGUUUUACCAACAUUGUAGUUCAGAGCUGUUGGAUUUCGAAUUGUCAAAGGAAACUGUGCUCAUAACUUGAUUACUUCACAUGCAACGGUUUUGUGGUGUGAGUUUUAUCUUCUAAAGAAUAUUUACUUAAUAGGAACUCAGAAAAGCCUGUUUUGAAAUUAACUUUGAAUGUGAGUUUGGCAAUUUUUCUUUUUAGCUGAUUUUUUUUUACUUUAUGAAGUUGUUUGACUAAGAACAAAAUGUAAUUUUUAGGGGUGUCUGAUAUGGUCAAACACAUUUCGGUCUCAUAGUGAGGUCCAAUUUGAGCACUAUUAAUAAAUACUGAAUAUUUAUAACCAGUGAAGGACUAAGUAAAAAUAAUGCUAUUAUAGUUACAGUAAUGCAAAUUACAGAACCUAGUGUUAUUACAAGUCUAUCGCGUUUUCCAGCCCAUUCAUUAUUAACAUCUCAGAAAUGCUGUCAGUGUUGGAGUUAAACUGAAUACUUUUUAUAUACUGUCAUGAGUCUUACGUGCACACUUUGUUUUAUUUUUCCAUUUUAUUUUUUUAUAAAACCCUACUGGGUUUGCUGGUAGAUGUGAAUCUACCCUGGUGCCAUUAGAAAUGUGUUCACAAAAACGUCAAUACAGAAAAUACCUAUCAGAGUUUGUGUUUGUGUCUGUGAAUCUGACAUUUUCCUACGGAUCAAAGUCACUUUGAUCAAAAUAGCAUAAUAUCAUACUGUAUCAGAAUAUGUUUCAAUGUUAAAAAUUGUAGUGUACUUAACCAUUACAGCCAGAUUUUUCCCUUUGUUUUUCACAUGUGUGAGGAUUGAUGCAUUAAAUUGGGGAACGUUUUUGUUUUACACGCAUGUGCACACUACAGUAUGGACUUUGUGUAUGCAUUGUGUGUGUAUACAAAAAAGUUUAAAUGUAAAAUGACAGUGGGCUAUAUUUAACAACAUGUUAAAGACCGGAAGUCAACACGCCAAACCUAACAACAGAGGUCAAGAUACUCAUCACAUUACGCUUGCGAGUGUGGCCAUUUUAAAAUGAAUAGCCAGCAAGAGCGUAAGUAAAUGCAGGAGCCCCAUGUAGAGCCCAACAGCUGCCUUACCUCCUUUAACCAGUACUAAACAAAUGUCCCACAUGCCCUUUACACCACAUGUACUCUGUCCUACAAUCUUACCGAUGUGUUAUUAAGAACGACAGUACUAAAGAUUAUAUAAACGGCAAUGUUAUCAAACGAUGAUCCUGUGUUCUGUAUUUGAUGAUAAAAUGUAUUUAAAAAAGAAGAAUAAACAUUUAUGCUCUUCACU